Messenger RNA from Cavia porcellus (domestic guinea pig), 993 nucleotides. It is a transcript of the gene Phf5a, whose product is annotated as PHD finger protein 5A. The coding region runs from base 103 to 435 and encodes 110 amino acids. The transcript has 4 exons. NCBI's taxonomy places the organism in Eukaryota, Metazoa, Chordata, Mammalia, Rodentia, Caviidae. Gene Ontology annotation, cellular component: catalytic step 2 spliceosome; U2 snRNP; U12-type spliceosomal complex. The record is from RefSeq and is a predicted model, not a curated record. Gene Ontology annotation, biological process: mRNA splicing, via spliceosome.
AGUCUUAAGAACCAAUCACGACGACCUGGAGGCAGGAGCCAUAGGGGUUAAAGGUUAGACGGAAGUCACCGAAGCUUCCGGCAGCCCUCUUGGAUAGGAGUUAUGGCUAAACAUCAUCCGGAUCUGAUCUUUUGCCGCAAGCAAGCUGGUGUUGCCAUCGGAAGACUAUGUGAAAAAUGUGAUGGCAAGUGUGUAAUCUGUGAUUCCUAUGUGCGUCCCUGCACCCUGGUGCGAAUAUGUGAUGAGUGUAAUUACGGCUCUUACCAGGGGCGCUGUGUGAUCUGUGGAGGCCCGGGAGUCUCUGAUGCCUAUUACUGUAAAGAGUGCACCAUCCAGGAGAAGGACCGAGACGGUUGUCCCAAAAUUGUCAAUUUGGGAAGCUCUAAGACAGACCUCUUCUAUGAACGCAAAAAAUACGGCUUCAAGAAGAGGUGAUUGGCAGGUGUCCCCUGCCUCCCCCGUCGAGCUGCUGCAGCUGCCACAAAAGACCCCACAGCCCCCAGCAGAGAGAGCCGAGCCUGUGCUACAGUGCACCCGCCUGUUAGCACGCUACCACCUCACCACCCUUCCUGCCUCCCGCAUGGGCUGAGGAGGGCUUCAAAAAGGAUACUUCACAGAGCAGCCCGGCUGCCACCCUAUCUAGUAAAAAACUGAUCAGUUCAUGGUUUUUCUUAGCCCAAAGGCUCUGUUCUCCACAGGAUGUGUUCUCUACCCCAGGGGUUCUUAGCAGGAUUCCCUUCCAGUUGUGUGACCUGGGGUGGCUGUGAAGCUACCCGCCCCACCUCCACCCCCAGAAUGUCCCUCAGCAGCUCCAUGGCAGUUGUCCUUGAUGACCCUUCGGGGUGUGGCAGGGAGCGACGGGAACAGUGAGUGUGACACAAGCAUUUAAUCCUGUAACACCAGUAAGUGCAGGAUUCGGGUUGGUUUUCUUCUGAGAAGUUGGAAACUUUCUGUUGCUAUUGUGUUAAUAAAGUUGAUGCUUAUUUUCUGGUA